CCUGCAAAAGAAAUGAUCAAAGGUUAGUCGCAAGGUCAUAAGGUAAGUGAUCACAUUGUACUCACAUCUGUUAAAAGUGUUGGUGGCAACUACCUGUCGACCUUCACCGUGGUUCGCCGUACUAUUCUUCUGAACAGUUUGAAGUGCAGUCUCUGCCAACGCUGCGCUGGAAACUGCCGCGAUCACCAACAAUACUGCCACAAACGCUCUGAACGACGCCAUUUUGUACACUACCCUACUAACUUCAGCUGCGGAAGUCGAUCAAUAAAUACGUGCCGGAUGCAAACAACAAUACUAUUUAUACGCGACGGAAGCAUCUCGCCAGGAAACCCACUAAUUGGAGCUAAUCAACCGGAUUGCCUCAUCAUACAGCGCAAGGGAGCUGCGCGGUAUAAAACCAUUCAACGUGCCAAAUUUCCCGCUUUGUAAGUUCAACACCAUCUCCGAUCAUGAUCAGUAGCAGUAGGCUGUGGAUGCAGUUGGCGGGCUCGUGCAUCGUCCUUGCGCUGUACCACGUGGUGAGCAUCGGCUGCAACGGCAGUGACGAGGAGGAGCAGCAGCCUACCACGAUUGCGACUUUGGACAGCGAGGAGGAUGAGGAAAGUGGACGAGCCAUUGCGGAUUAUUACGCGCAAAUGUGGUACCGCACAUGGCAGUUUCCACUGAUCACAACGAUGAGUUACACGACGAUGCUAGCGUUUCUGUUCUUUUCCUUUGGUACGAGUGCGUUGCAAGGGCUCGGUUACUACAAAUCGGCCCCGGAGAACGAACAACCGAUCGUUAUUGAUGGGCACAUCGAGAGCUAUGGCAAUCCCUUCAACAAAUUUUGGGGAUAAACUGGAGGUUUUAGAAGCGGUGUGAAGACUGAUAUUUUAAUUAUAAGUAAUUUAUUUAUUUAAUUUAUAACAUACAUUGUUUUAACUCUAA
This is a messenger RNA of Culex pipiens pallens (northern house mosquito), 927 nucleotides long. RefSeq lists its product as uncharacterized. The transcript is spliced from 3 exons. Bases 450 to 836 code for a protein of 128 amino acids. The record is from RefSeq and is a predicted model, not a curated record. Lineage: Eukaryota; Metazoa; Arthropoda; Insecta; Diptera; Culicidae.